Messenger RNA from Acanthosepion pharaonis, 825 nucleotides. The record is from the annotation of a GenBank genome assembly. NCBI's taxonomy places the organism in Eukaryota, Metazoa, Mollusca, Cephalopoda, Sepiida, Sepiidae.
AUGUCUUCAGCAGUGACAUUAGCAUUCAUCAAUAACUACUUCUUUCUUUUCAUUCGUUUAAUCGGCUCUCUUUUCUGCUCAUCCUUCAUACUUCCCACUUACACGAUUGUGGUUAUUUUAUUUUGUUCUUACCUCUCUUUCUUUUCUAUGCUCUUUGCUCAUUUUUCCGCAUGUGUCCGGUUUUUUUUGGUGUAUAUUCAUAUAUUCUUUCUUCCUUCCUUUCUUUCUGUCUUCCUUUCUUUCUAUCUAUCCUUUCUUCUUUUUUAUUCUCUACGUCUAAUUUUUAUUCCUUACUUCCUUUCUUCUUUCAUCUCUAACACUAUUCCUUCCUUUGCGUUCUCUCUCAACUGUUAUUCUAUACAGUAUUCCUUCCUUACUUUCUUUCGUUCUUCCUUUCUUUCUUUUUUUCUUUCUUCCUUUCUUUCUUUCUUUCUUUCUUUCUUUUUCUUUUGUAACUCUAGUUCUCCCUUUCUUUCUCUCUGUAAUGUUAUUCUGUUCAUUCUUUCUUUUCUCUCUAUCUCUAUCUCUUCCUUUGCUUUCUCUCUCAAAUAUUAUUCUGUUCUCUCUUUCUUUCUUUCUUUCUUUCAUUUUUCUCGGUCGCUGGUCCUUCCAUUGUUUUCUCUCUCUUCUCUUAUUCUGCACUUUCUUUCUUUCAACAUUUUUUCUCCUUCGAUUUUAUCACAAUUCUUUUCUAUGAUUAUUUUUUCUAUCCAUUUUUUUUAUUUCCUUACUUCCUUUCCCCCUUCCUUCCUUUAUUCAUUAAUUCCUUCGUUUUCUUUCAUAUCUCGAGUUUUUUUCUUUUUGUCUAUUUUUCUGGUUUUGUAA